This is a messenger RNA of Scaptodrosophila lebanonensis, 3864 nucleotides long. RefSeq lists its product as uncharacterized. The coding region runs from base 1 to 3864 and encodes 1287 amino acids. The transcript has a single exon. The record is from RefSeq and is a predicted model, not a curated record. Lineage: Eukaryota; Metazoa; Arthropoda; Insecta; Diptera; Drosophilidae.
AUGGUCAAAAUAAAAGAGCUAACAAAUUCGUAUUCGCCCGAUGAUUUAUCGUCUUCUGAUUCUGACGAUAAUUCAUAUCCAAAUUCGAAUGCUAGUUUUAUGCAUGGAUCGAGUACGGCGGUGAAUGAGGGACUUGGACAACCGUAUGCAGGUGUACCCAACAGGGGCGGAUUUUGGCAAUGGCACCAAGGCUAUGAAAUGUUUCCUUCGCAUAUACCACAUCAGUAUCCUCCAUAUCCCUACCAGCAAUAUUUGCAGCCAACUACAUCUUUUAUGAUAUUUAAUCCAAUGAACGGUUUUAUUCAGAGACCCUUUCAAACAGUACCGCCUACUACAAGAGUAAACGAGGCAAAAUGGCAGUCAGGGAACGAACUGCGAACAAAUGGUUCAACAACAGGAAACAAUUUUAGCACAAAAUACUAUGACGAGACGAAUGCAAAAGAAAAAGAGGACUCAGAAGAUUCGCAAUCGGGCGAUCAAAUGGGGGAAGAGGAUAAUGAAUCGGAAGAGACAAGCUCUGAAGGAUCCGAUUCAGAAACAGAAUCGGAAAAGAACGAAUUAGUAGGCACCGAUUCACUGGAUGAACCGAAAUGCUUGGAAGAGAAUGAGUCGACAACAGAAGACGAAUCAGACUCGGAAGAGCCGGAGAUGUUAACAAAGCCGGUGCAGAAAUAUGCCGACAGAGUAUAUCGCAAUUUUGAAAUUGGACGCGAAGAUUUUACCCGGGUUCCGCUAAAACUUGAGAAGGACUUAUUAGAGGAGGAUGAGGUGGAAUCGGAAGGCUUGAGAGACGAAAUUGAAGAGUCGUCAACAGAAAGCGAAUCUGACCCUGAAGAACAGCAGACGGCAUCACAGCCCGUGCAGAAAUAUGCGAACAAGCAUGAAGUUCCCAAUCCGGUUCCUCUACAACUUAGCCACAUUAAACCAUCAUCACGUGGAAUGAUCCUUAAUAGAGCUAGCACAUCGUUCAUGAAGCAAAAUGCGGAAUUGGACGAGAUCGAAUCGGAAAAAGACAAAUUAAAGAAGGUCGAAUCCGAAGAGAAUGAAACGACCACAGAAUAUGAAUCGGACUUGGAAGAGCAGGAUGAGGCAUCAAAGCCCAUGAAUAAAUAUACCGACAGACGCGAAGAUCCGAAUCGAGUUCCGCUAAAUUUUUACCACUUAAGACAAUCAUCGACAGGUUCGACAGAGAAAGAAGAAGAGUCGUCAACAGAGGACGAAUCAGACAAUCCUACAUAUCCCUACAAGCAGCAUUUGCAGCCAGCUACAUCUUCUAUGAUAUCUAAUCCAAUGCACGGUUUUAUUCAGAGGCCCUUUCAAACAGUACCGCUCACUACAAGAGUAAACGAUGCAAAAUGGAAGUCAGAGAAUGAACUGCGAACAAAUGGUUCAAAAACAGAAAACAAUUUUAGCACAAAAUGCUUAAAAUACGUUGACGACACUAAUUCAAAACAAAAAGAGGAUUUAGAAGAUUCGCAAUCGGAAGAUCAAAUGGGGGAAGACGAUAUGGAAUCGGAAGAGACAAAUUCUGAAGGGUCCGAUUCAGAAACAGAAUCGGAAAAGAACGAAUUAGUAGGCACCGAUUCACAGGAUGAACCGAAAUGCUUGGAAGAGAAAGAGUCGACAACAGAAGACGAAUCAGACUCGGAAGAGCCGGAGGAGCCGGAGAUGUUAACAAAGCCGGUGCAGAAAUAUGCCGACAGAGUAUAUCGCAAUUUCGAAACUGGACGCGAACAUUUUACCCGAGUUCCGCUACAACCUGACCAGGACUUAGUAGAAGGGGAAGAGGUGGAAUCGGAAGACGAAAUGGAAGAAUCGUCAACAGAAAGCGAAUCUGACCCUGAAGAACAGCAGACGGCAUCACAGCCCGUGCAGAAAUAUGCGAACAAGCAUGAAGUUCCCAAUCCGGUUCCUCUACAACUUAGCCACAUUAAACCAUCAUCACGUGGAAUGAUCCUUAACAGAGCUAGCACAUCGUUCAUGAAGCAAAAGGCGGAAUUGGACGAGAUCGAAUCGGAAAAAGACAAAUUAAAGAAGGUCGAAUCCGAAGAGAAUGAAACGACCACAGAAUAUGAAUCGGACUUGGAAGAGCAGGAUGAGACAUCAAAGUCCAUGAACAAAUAUACCGAUAGACGCGAAGAUCCGAAUCAAGUUCCGCUAAAAUUUUACCACUUAAGACAAUCAUCGACAGGUUCGACAGAGAAAGAAGAAGAGUCGUCAACAGAGGACGAAUCAGACAAUCCUACAUAUCCCUACAAGCAGCAUUUGCAACCAGCUACAUCUUCUAUGAUAUCUAAUCCAAUGCACGGUUUUAUUCAGAGGCCCUUUCAAACAGUACCGCUCACUACAAGAGUAAACGAUGCAAAAUGGAAGUCAGAGAAUGAACUGCGAACAAAUGGUUCAAAAACAGAAAACAAUUUUAGCACAAAAUGCUUAAAAUACGUUGACGACACUAAUUCAAAACAAAAAGAGGAUUUAGAAGAUUCGCAAUCGGGCGGUCAAAUGGGGGAAGAGGGUAAUGAAUCGGAAGAGACAAGCUCUGCAGGAUCCGAUUCAGAAACAGAAUCGGAAAAGAACGAAUUAGUAGGCACCGAUUCACCGGAUGAACCGAAAUGCUUGGAAGAGAAUGAGUCGACAACAGAAGACGAAUCAGACUCGGAAGAGCCGGAGGAGCCGGAGAUGUUAACAAAGCCGGUGCAGAAAUAUGCCGACAGAGUAUAUCGCAAUUUCGAAACUGGACGCGAACAUUUUACCCGAGUUCCGCUACAACCUGACCAGGACUUAGUAGAAGGGGAAGAGGUGGAAUCGGAAGACGAAAUGGAAGAAUCGUCAACAGAAAGCGAAUCUGACCCUGAAGAACAGCAGACGGCAUCACAGCCCGUGCAAAAAUAUGCGAACAAGCAUGAAGUUCCCAAUCCGGUUCCACUACAACUUUACCAAACUAAGUCAUCAUCAUGUGGGAUGAUCCUUAAUAGAGCUAGCACAUCGUUCACGAAGCAAAAGGCGGAAUUGAACGAGAUCGAAUCUGAAAAAGACAAAUUAAAGAAGGUCAAAUCCGAAGAGAGUGAAACGACCACAGAUAAUGAAUCGGACUUGGAAGAGCAGGAUAAGGCAUCAAAGUCCAUGAACAAAUAUACCGAUAGACGCGAAGAUCCGAAUCAAGUUCCGCUAAAAUUUUACCACUUAAGACCAUCGUGGCCUGAUAGCAUUAGGACUUUAAUAGAGAAGGAAGAGGGCGAAUCGGCUGGUUCGACUGAGGAAGAUGAAGAGUCGUCAACAGAGGACGAAUCAGACUUGGACGAGCGAAAGAAGGCAGCAAAACCCGAGCAGAUAUAUGCGUACAAGCACGAACAUCCCAAUCAAGUUUCGCUACAACUUGAACAAAAAGACGAUAUAGAAUCGGAGGACUCGGUAGAUGCCACAUCGGUGAAAGAGAACGAGUCGACAACAGAAAACGAAUCAGAGUCGGAAGAAGGUUCAACGUCUGUUCGGAAAUAUUCUGACAGAGCAUAUGGAAAUUCCCAAACUACUCGGAAAGAUCCCUAUCUAUUUCAAGUAGACAACAUGAAAGUAUCACCGCAUUACCAGAAUCUUAUUAGAGCAAGUGUUUUAGCGCAAAAACAGCAAAUAAAUUGGCCUAACUUCAAAAAACUAGAAGAAAAACAGUCGAUUAAAGAAGUGACACAGUCACCUUUGGUUCUACAAGCAAUUGAGAGGAAACCUGAGAUAUUAAAUACCUUUCACAAUCCGAAUAGGAAACGUAAACUACAAGAAAAGCAACAACCAACAAAUAAUUUGAAGCAGCAUUCGAUUAAUCAAAAAGAACAACAAAACAAAAGAAAAAAAUGGAAUAACUUAAAAUGA